AAUUAAAACGUUUCUAUGUUGCUUCCGUAGUGAAAAUACAUUUAUUUAUUCAUUAGGUAGCACAUUAUAUAUUAUACACCUGAAUGGGUGGUUGUAUAAUCUAUAAAAAAAUAAGCUAUAUAAAAAUACAGUAGAACAGAGAACAAUGAGACAAUAAAGCCGAUGCCUAUAAAUCGCUGCAACAGGAAUGUUUAGAAGAGCACACUAGAAGAUGACUAUAGUUUGCAUGGUCUAUGAGUUUCUCUUCAACCGUCAUAAUAGGCAUUAAAGUUUUAUGGAAACCAGAGUGUGUCGGUGAAGUGACUGAAAUAUACCCUGUUAUAUAUAUAAUUGUGCAGUUCACAUGGAGUAAUAUAUAUUAGUUUACUUUGUUCUGCGAUAUAUCGUUGCGUUGGAUAUGACAAGAAAAAUGAAGAAAAACGGGAUCGUGUUGGAUGUAAAUACUGCCGGAAGACUGCCGAACGAGAUUCCUUCGAGUGAACCCAGUUCAACCAAUGAGAACGUCGGUAACAGAAAAGUAUCCGUCAUGGCCGACAAACAAAAGUUUGGAUAUGAGCAGACAUUGAUAUACGGCCAGUACAGAAAAGACUUGGGAAGUUUUGCCCGAUUCCAAGCUAAACGAAUAAAAAAGCAUAACAAGGCUGACUUUGGAAAUAGUGAACCCAAACCAAGAUACAGAAUAUUAGAAUGCUGGAUUGCUGUUGUCCGGAGCUGGCAUUGGGUGGUGAAGAAAGUCGGAGAAGACUGGAUCUUCCUGGCGCUACUGGGAAUUAUUAUGGCUCUCCUGAGUUUCACCAUGGAUUAUGUCAUAGAGAAGAUGCAGGAAGCAAAGAUCUGGCUAUAUCAGGAGCUGUCUUUCUCCAUAUCACUCCAAUACCUCAGCUGGGUUCUCUACUCCAUACUGCUUAUCACGUUUGCCGUGGGAUUCACCCAUCUCAUGUCUCCACAGGCAAUAGGCUCAGGUAUCCCGGAGAUGAAGACAAUCCUGCGGGGGGUGGUAUUGAAGGAGUUUCUCACAUUUCGUACCCUAGUGUCCAAAGUUGUGGGCCUGUGUUCCUCCCUUGGUAGUACCCUACCAUUUGGGAAAGAGGGUCCUUUCGUACAUAUUGCGAGUAUCGUGGCUACUAUAUUGGGAAAACUUACAUCUUUUAAAGCUGUGUAUGAGAAUGAAUCUCGUCGUUCAGAGAUGCUGGCUGCGGCAUGUGCUGUAGGGGUAGCUGGAACUUUUGCUGCACCUAUUGGUGGUGUCUUGUUUAGCAUAGAGGUAACGGCGACAUAUUUUGCUGUGCGCAAUUACUGGCGAGGUUUUUUUGGAGCGGUUUGUGGAGCUGUUGUGUUCAGAUUGCUGGCAUUCUGGUUUAAAUAUGAAGAAACAUUAACAGCCCUGUUUAAGACCAAUCUAAAAACAGACUUUCCAUUUGACCCGGUGGAGCUACUAGCUUUCUCCUUCAUUGGGGUGGCUUGUGGUCUACUGGGCGCGUUGUUCAUCUUGUGUCAUCGCAGAAUCAUUCUCUUCACCAGAAAACAUAAAAAGAUGUCAGCCUUCCUACAGAAAAAUCGGUUUCUCUACCCGGGUCUAAUAGCGUUAUUGAUCUCAUCGGUGACAUUCCCACCCGGUCUGGGGCAGUUCUUCUGUGGACAACUGACUCACAGAAGGGCAGUGGAUGAAUUGUUCAGCAACAUUACGUGGACGGCGGGUCAGGCGGAUGAUCUAGAUGACGAGGAGAUUCUAAGACACUGGAAUCCCCCCCAGACGAACAUAUACGUCACUUUAGUGCUCUUUAUUAUCAUGAAUUUCUGGAUGGCAGCCAUCUGUAACACACUGCCGAUCCCUGCCGGGGUGUUUGUUCCCGUUUUCACCAUAGGUGCAGCAUUUGGUCGACUUAUUGGUGAAAGUAUGGCAGCCUGGUUUCCAAACGGGUUGCAGUCUGGAGACAUAGUACACAAAAUAGUGCCUGGGGGUUAUGCUGUAGUAGGGGCUGCCUCAUUGUCUGGUAGUGUUACAAGGACCAUAUCAACUGCUGUGAUUGUGUUUGAGCUCACCGGCCAAAUUUCUCAUGUGCUACCAGCUGUGAUAGCUGUGUUGUUUGCGAAUGGUGUGGCGAAUUUAUUCCAGCCCUCGUUUUAUGACAGCAUCAUUCGAUUAAAGCGACUUCCAUAUCUACCUAACAUUGUCUCCUCACAGUCAUGGAGCGUGUAUGUUGAGGACAUUAUGGUGAAGGAUGUCAAGUUUGUCUCAUUUGUGUCCACAUUCAAGGAACUUAAAGACAUGCUGGAGGCAACGCCCUAUAGGACAUAUCCACUUGUUGACACACAUGACUCUAUGAUCCUGCUUGGCUCAGUAAAGCGUUUUGAGUUGGAGCGGAUACUCUGGGUGCACCUUAGUCAGGAACAGAAGGUGUUUAUGUCGGAAAACGAAGAUGAAGGCUUACAUUCUGUUGUCUCUACACCUGGGUCAAGUAGACCUCCAACUCCACCACCCAGGGUAGAAAUAAUACCUCCGACCCCUACUGGGAAUACAAAGCCCCGGUUCAUGGUGACGAAGGUGGAUGAGACAAACAGACAGGCAAAUGGGGCACAGCCACCUGCUAUAAAAACUCCCAAGUUCAAAAUGUCCAGAUCUGUUGUCCAUUUUGCUACAGAGGAUUAUGAGUCGAGUCAAAGCUCCAUAGAAGAACUCUCUGAGCAGGAACUGGAAAGACGACAAUAUCACACCUGGAAUCCGCCACUGCGGUCAAUAUUGAAAAACAAGACCUCCAAUGGACACAGUCCUAUAGAGCAUGCUAAGCCACUGCCCAAGGCUUCCAGUCUGUCUGAUCUGGAGGUUGGAAUCAAUCAACACUUCCGAAAGUUGUCAAGUCACCACGCAGACAGUAUUGUCGAAGACAUACCUUUUGUUAUAAAUAAAAACAGCUUUUUAAAGAAAGUAAAGUUGCCACCAGAGCCAGUGAAAGUGAAAAAUUUGCCAGCGAAUAAGGAAAUGAAACGAAGUCCCAAAGAACAAGAGGAGUGGGAACAGGACCAGCUCUCCAAGACAGUAGAGUGGGAGGGAUGUCAGAUAGACCCUGCCCCCUUCCAGCUGGUGGAGAGGACCUCACUGCAUAAGGUGCACUCGCUGUUUUCUCUGCUAGGAUUGAACCACGCCUAUGUCACAAACACAGGGAGAUUAGUGGGGGUGGUAGCCCUGAAAGAGCUGAGACACGCAAUACAAGGACAUAUUGAUGCAGAGGCCGAGAGGAAGAAGAAACAUUCGCAUUCCACCUUGGAAACAACUGAAGUAAAUCAAUAUGAUUCAGAGGAUGACAUUUUGGACGAUCCCCAACACUUGGAAGUCAUGUAUCCGAAAGAGCCGGAUGGUUAUACACUUGUUAAUAGAUUUAAUAAUGAUGGAAAAUUGAAAUAUCAACCUGAGAGUGAUACUGAUGUAUAAUAUGUAAAAAUAGGUAUUUGGUAUUGUUAACAUUGGUGGAAACACAUUGGAAUUUUGAUAUUAUUCAAAACACAUUGAAAGGCAUUUUACGAUGUUGAUUAUAUUAAAAACUUAUUGAGAAGCAUUUAAUAAUGUUGAUUAUAUUGAAAAUCAUUGAGAGGCAUUUCAUAAUGUUGAUAAUAUUAAAAACGCAUUGAAAGGCAUUUCAUAAUGUUGAUUUAUAUUGAAAACUUACUGAAGGCAUUUCUUACUAAUGUUGAUUACUAUUAUUUUGAAAUCUCAUUGAAUGGCAUUUCAUAAUGUUGAUUAGUUGAAAGUUGAUAAUGUUGAUUUAGUAGAAAGCUCAUUGAAAGGCAUUUCAUAAUGUUGAUUAAUUGAAAGUUGAUAAUGCUGAUUUAGUAGAAAGCUCAUUGAAAGGCAUUUCAUAAUGUUGAUUAAUUGAAAGUUGGUAAUGUUGAUUUAGUAGAAAGCUCAUUGAAUGGCAUUUCAUAAUGUUGAUUAAUUGAAAGUUGAUAAUGCUGAUUUAGUAGAAAGCUCAUUGAAUGGCAUUUCAUAAUGUUGAUUAAUUGAAAGUUGAUAAUGCUGAUUUAGUAGAAAGCUCAUUGAAAGGCAUUUCAUAAUGUUGAUUAUAUUGAAAGUUGAUAAUGCUGAUUUAGUAGAAAGCUCAUUGAAAGGCAUUUCAUAAUGUUGAUUAUAUUGAAAGUUGAUAAUAAUGAAAAGAGUUAUGAAACAUUCCAAUAAGUACUAAGUUUAAGGUAUUUGUUAAUUACUGAGAGCUGAUUUGAAAACAGAGUUUGAAUAUUUCAUGUCCUAGCUUUGAACAGAGGAAAACUGUAUUUAACAAAAGUUUCAUGUGUUUUAUGCGCCAGAGGGGUCUGUUGAUAACAGUCAUUUUUUGCAAUAUUUCAACAUUUUGUUAUUACCGUUAGUGAAAUACAUGUAUAAAUACAUGCUAAUUUUGUAUUGUUUAAUUGUCUCAGAAUUAUAAAUAUUAGAAUUAUGUUACAAUUUGUGACUAUUUUGGAAAAGUUAUUUUGUGAUAUAGAUGUCUUAAACUGAUCAGUAAAUAUUUUAGAAUGAUUGAUUAUGGGUAAUGUGUAAUUGGUCAGCUUUGUUCCCCUCUCGGAGGGGUUUUGUUAAUGUUUUUGUGGUAUCGGUAAUAGGAAUAAAGAAUCUGUAGUUUUCAAUGGCUUGCAUAUAUUGAUGUGAUAUUAGUAUACUGUUAGUAUGCCUUAAUUUAGGGAGAUAAAAGAGACAUUUAAAUAUUUUAUUGUAAAUUGUUUGUAUGUGAUAAAUUAUGUGAUAUGAUAUUAUUGCAAGAAAAAACAUAAAUUAUUAUGUACAUUUUCAUGAUAUAGAUGCAUUCAAUAAGUGGAGCUUAUAAUAUAAGUUUACAUGUAUUUCAACUUAUCUUGUCUAGCAUAUAUGCUUUGAAAUAGUGUAUCCUAAAUAAUGUAUAUCUGUGUGCAAAGCUGUAAAUUCUGUAGUCAAUUAGUAAUGCUAUCACAUCUGUUUAUUCAGUGCUGUAAAAGUGUACUGUUAUACCAAAUUAAAAAAAACAAAAACACAAUAACCUUUUUUUUUUGCAAAAUUUGAAAGCUUUUUAGCUUUUUAUUUCGCUAGCUUUUACAAAAUUUACAAAAUCAUUGAUUUGAGAAAAAACAGAGGUCAAUAUUUAAAUCAUGGAAUAAUUCAACCAAUUCUACAGUACAUCUAAUGCUGCUUUCUUUCUCGAGAUUUUUAGAAUGUUAUGCUGCUUAGUGCUAUCCCAUUUUGAAGGACUGAUAUUUUAGGCUUUAUUACGUUGUUCUUGCUCACAAUGUGUUCUAGGCCAAUACUUUUUGUACCUUUUCCUUGGUGUUUGUACACUUGGUUUUACUUGAUAUGUUAACAUAAUGUUGAUGGAUAUUUCAGAUGAUUGUCAGCCGGACAUAGGACUCUAUUACUUAUGUCUUAUCAUUAAUUCCCGAAAAUGAUCAAUAUUACAAAAUCAGUAGUAGGAUGACUGUAUAAAGAUUAGGUAUGUCACCCUAUGUGUACACAAAGGGCCAUAUACUGAUACCAACAGUAUGUCACCCUAUGUGUACACGAAGGGUCAUAUACUGAUACCAACAGUAUGUCACCCUAUGUGUACACGAAGGGUCAUAUACUGAUACCAACAGUAUGUCACCCUAUGUGUACACGAAGGGUCAUAUACUGAUACCAACAGUAUGUCACCCUAUGUGUACACGAAGGGUCAUAUACUGACACCAACAGUAUGUCACCCUAUGUGUACACGAAGGGUCAUAUACUGACACCAACAGUAUGUCACCCUAUGUGUACACGAAGGGUCAUAUACUGAUACCAACAGUAUGUCACCCUAUGUGUACACGAAGGGUCAUAUACUGACACCAACAGUAUGUCACCCUAUGUGUACACGAAGGGUCAUAUACUGACACCAACAGUAUGUCACCCUAUGUGUACACGAAGGGUCAUAUACUGACACCAACAGUAUGUCACCCUAUGUGUACACGAAGGGUCAUAUACUGACACCAACAGUAUGUCACCCUAUGUGUACACAAAGGGUCAUAUACUGACACCAACAGUAUGUCACCCUAUGUGUACACGAAGGGUCAUAUACUGACACCAACAGUAUGUCACCCUAUGUGUACACGAAGGGUCAUAUACUGACACCAACAGUAUGUCACCCUAUGUGUACACCAAGGGUCAUAUACUGACACCAACAGUAUGUCACCCUAUGUGUACACCAAGGGUCAUAUACUGACACCAACAGUAUGUCACCCUAUGUGUACACCAAGGGUCAUAUACUGACACCAACAGUAUGUCACCCUAUGUGUACACCAAUGGUCAUAUACUGACACCAACAGUAUGUCACCCUAUGUGUACACCAAGGGUCAUAUACUGACACCAACAGUAUGUCACCCUAUGUGUACACCAAGGGUCAUAUACUGACACCAACAGUAUGUCACCCUAUGUGUACACCAAGGGUCAUAUACUGACACCAACAGUAUGUCACCCUAUGUGUACACCAAGGGUCAUAUACCGACACCAACAGUAUGUCACCCUAUGUGUACACCAAGGGUCAUAUACCGACACCAACAGUAUGUCACCCUAUGUGUACACCAAGGGUCAUAUACUGACACCAACAGUAUGUCACCCUAUGUGUACACCAAGGGUCAUAUACUGAUACCGACAAAACCAUGUGGUACUAUAUCCGUACCAAUAAAUUAUAAAAGGACACGGUACAAUUAUUAAUACCUGAACCUUUUACUGAUUAUAGUUUCAAAUUUGUACUUAAUGUUAUUGAAAUGAAGUAAUUUUUUCCUCCAAAUUAAAAUUUGAAACCAACAGACUCGACAUGCCAUAUCAGAAUGAUGGUGAUUCAUUGUACUUGUUUUUAAAGGUGAUUUUGAAAAGGUUUUUAGAUUUUUUUUAUUAGAUUUUUUUUUGUUUCAUUACACUGUUACCAGAUGCGUUUUGAAAUGAAUACUAAACAGUACAAAAUGAAACUAUACUUAGUCGAAUCAAGGUACCACGUAUCUGUGUCCUACUCUACAAACACAAAGGCCCAUUAAGGGACUAGUUAGUUACCAUAACUGAAGACAAAACAAAGUAACAUUUUUCUGCCACUUGGUGCUUGUUAUAGCGGAUAGAUUUUUAUAAAGGUGUGUGUACGUACACAGAAUUUCUAUCCAGUCUUCUUGCAUUUAUAAUUUUGUCACAUUUGCACAGGUUAAAAAAAAGAAAGAAAUUAGUUCAAAUUUAUGUUGUUCAGCUGAAUUAUGUCUAAAACAUGCAUUCAUUUCCGUUCACAUGUGAUGUUUUGACCACAUGAUAUGUACUUUUAUUUACUGGCUGUUUUUAUCAUACAAGUCUUAUUGAUAAAGUGUUUAAUUUGUUGAUAUUUGAAUCAUGAUUAUCAGAAUUGUGUCAAUCUUGCCAUGUGCAAUAUGUUCACAUUAUUACGGACAAGCCUAGUAAUAAAAUAUUUAAGGAAUUGGGCCGGUCUUCUUAAAACAUCUUAAGUCAUCUUAAGUCAUUCUCUAACUUCAGCUGAUUUUCUUAACUUUUCAUAGGGAAAUAUAAAAAAAUAUCACAAAAAAUAUCACUAAAAAUGAAUUUUGUUUUAUAGAGUAUUAUGACAUAAAUUAUUUUUGACAUUAUUAAAUCAUUCUAACAAAUGACCAAUGAGACUUAAGCUAGGAAAUGACUUAAGAUGUUUUAUGAAUAUCAGCCCAGACGCACAUAUAAGCUACAUGUACCUCUAUGGUAGCUCCAUUAACUCAAAUGUCAAGUUUUGAUGCCUGGUCACCCAAUAAGAUUUUGUUAUCUUUUAACUGAUUACUAAUAUGUACAUUACCAAACGUGCAGUAUACAUUCAGUUAUUACAGCUUGUAUUUUUGCUUUUACUUUUAACUGAAAUGGGUCAUAAAUUGACCUAUUUGCAAUUUAUGGAUGCCAAAAAAAACUGUGCCAUAACUUGUUUCAGUAAAAGCUUUGCUAUUUUUCUGCACAAAUCAAAUGAUAUCAAAAUAAAAUUGGGUCACGAGGAAUCCAAAUUUCAUAUAUUCGAGGGUGAUUCAAGUUAAAACAUUACAGGGACUUGAUCACAGAUUUCGUGUUUUUUUAUUUAAUUUGUUAAAAAAGAGCUAUUUGACUAACUAUCAUAAACAAGCACCAAAGAGCUUUUAAAUUUGCUUUUCAGCAAAAUUGCGCAUUGUCCGUCAUAUUAUUUAAAAAAUGGUUAUUGAGCUCUUAUUCAAUUUUUGAUUAAGUUUAAUCAUUGUGAUAAGCACUUUUUUGCUUUCCAAAUUAAUUUUAUGGAUGUUUGAACCUUUAAUAUGUUAGUGAGUAUGUUUAAUUAGUUAGAUAUUUUUUAAAUGAUCUGUAGCUUUAUAACACUAUCUGAUAAUAUUAAUAUGCAUAAUACAUUGAUAUGUACAUCUUAGUUCUAAAAAAAAGGUUUCUGUUGGUAAAAUAAUUAGGUCCAAUACUUAGCUGGGGAUCUAAUGAAUUCAUCUGUGUUCCAUAAACUGCAACAAAUCAAUUAUACAUUAAUUUUCAUAUAGGCCUUUAAAUGAACAAUAAUCUAUACUUAUUGCAUAGAUAAACUUAUAUGGCUAUUAUUGCAUCAAUAACUCGCGAACUCAGGAUAUAUAUAUACACACAUAUAUAAAUAUUUAUUUAUGUAUUAUACUUUAAUUUAGUAUUACAUUAAAGCACAUUUUUACUUAAUGUAACUAUUUGUUUAAGAAUUUGAAUUGAAUAUCUGGUGUUUAAAUACAUAGCAUAUGCUGGAUAAUUGAUGUUCCACGCCAUUGUUUAAUAUAAAAGACAACACUUUAUACGAUUUAUGGGAUUUAUGGGUGUGCAUUAUUCCAUUUUCCUUUUUAUGCCCCCACAAAGUGGCGGCAUAUAGGGUUGCCCUUGUCCGUACGUACGUCUGUCUGUCUGUCUGCCUGUCUGUACGUACGUACGUACGUCCCGAAGAUUGUUUCCGAUCUAAUUCUUGAAAACUGUUUGUCCAAUCCUCACCAAACUUUAAACACAUGUUUGUGACCAUAAUAUCUUGAUCAAGUUCGAUAGUCAUGGAAAUCGCUUUAGUCAUUUAGGAGUUACGGCCCUUUUUUGCCAAAAAUACUUCAAAAAUAUAUGUUUCCAAUCUAAUUCUUGAAAAGUAUGUGUCCAAUCCUCACCAAACUUUACAUACAUGAUUGUGACCAUAAUAUCUUGAUCAAGUUCGAUAGCCAUGGAAAUCGCUUUUGUCAUUUAGGAGUUACGGCCCUUUAUUUGCAAAAAAAGACUUGAGAUUAUCCUGAAUAAUCAUUAUGGCUUAUUUUCUGUGACAAAAAAUCGAAGUGGGGGCAUCCGUGUCCUAUGGACACAUUUCUAGUUUUUAUUACUGUAAAUGUCCUAUUUAACGUGCAUGCCCUAAUAGACGCACCAGGGUUUUUUUCUAAGUCUUUUUUUCUGAUUCUGAGUCGAGAACAAUGCUUACCUUGACUCUUUAUUCAAAGACUGCAAUUUGUUUUGAUGAACUUGCACAUUUAAUUGGAUAAGUAUAGUAUUCAGAUUGGUGUUUAAUGUUACCAUGAUUGAUAUUCUCCCAUUCGAAGUUGUAACUGUGCGGGUAUUAAGGCGGUGUGUUCAUGAAUAUAUGAUGUUCAAAGACCAUUUUGUUAAUCUAUUUUACUACAUAUACAUGUAUAUUUCAUGCAUGUUUUAACUGAUUGUCAUAAUUUGGUUGAAGUUUGUAUAUGUUUAUUUCUGUAUAUGGAUAUGAUUUUUUGCAUUGAUUUCUUUUUAUCUCCGUCGCAACGAAAUAAAAACUCGAACUCA
Molecule: messenger RNA, 9769 nt
Organism: Mya arenaria
Lineage: Eukaryota; Metazoa; Mollusca; Bivalvia; Myida; Myidae
Product: chloride channel protein 2-like
Exons: 29
Coding region: 398-3430 (1010 amino acids)
Biological process (GO): transmembrane transport; chloride transport
Cellular component (GO): membrane
Molecular function (GO): voltage-gated chloride channel activity
Source: RefSeq, a predicted model, not a curated record